Messenger RNA from Malania oleifera, 1559 nucleotides. Its product is annotated as aluminum-activated malate transporter 12-like. The transcript is spliced from 6 exons. Bases 99 to 1373 code for a protein of 424 amino acids. The record is from RefSeq and is a predicted model, not a curated record. Gene Ontology annotation, cellular component: plant-type vacuole membrane. Gene Ontology annotation, biological process: malate transport. NCBI's taxonomy places the organism in Eukaryota, Viridiplantae, Streptophyta, Magnoliopsida, Santalales, Ximeniaceae.
UGCACACAAGAAAGUGUGUUAAGUUCAGCUUAAGGGGAAAGCGGGGGAAGAAGCAAUAUAGGAAGCUAGCUAGCUAUUGCUACAGAGAUAUACUCACCAUGAUCAGCUCAAGCACUGUGAUACCAAUCCCAAGUGGAGCUGGGAUUCCUGCUGAAGAGAGGAAAGAGUUUCGCCAAUGCUCUCUUCUUUCUAGUUUUGUUUCUUUCCUCAAGGAGAAAGGAAGCAAGAUUGACACGAGAAGACUGGCUCACAGCAUCAAGGUUGGAAUCGCCUUGGUUUUGGUUUCGCUUCUCUACUUACUUGAUCCACUUUACGAGCAAGUUGGGGAUAAUGCUAUGUGGGCUAUCAUGACUGUUGUCGUCAUCUUCGAGUUCUUCCCAGGUGCGACACUUAAAAAGGGCUUAAAUCGCGGGAUUGGAACUAUAUUAGGGGGUGGAUUUGGAUGUUUGGCUGCAAUUUCUGCUCAGCAAUUUGGGGGGAUAGGCAACACCAUUGUUUUGGGCACUUCUGUAUUUGUCUUUGGGGCAGCCGCAACAUACGCAAGAUUGAUUCCCAGCAUUAAGAGGAAGUACGACUAUGGAGCCAUGAUCUUCAUCCUCACCUUCAAUCUGGUUGCUGUCUCGGGUUUGCGAGCAGAGAAGGUGAUGGAGUUAGCCCGUGACCGCCUCUCUACAAUUGGUAUGGGGUUUGCUGUCUGCAUCUUCACCAGCUUAUUUGUCUUCCCUGUGUGGGCUAGUGAUGAACUUCAUCACUCCAUAGCCUCAAAAUUCGAAAAACUAGCUUCCUCUAUUGAAGGAUGCUUGGAUGAAUACUUCAGAUUAGCAGACGAAAAGGAAAACCGGCCUCAAGCUGGUUUCAGCAGUUGCAAAGCAGUAUUAAAUUCAAAGUCACAAGAUGAGUCACUGGCAACUUUUGCAAGAUGGGAACCGUGGCAUGGUAAAUUUGGUCUCUCCCAUCCCUGGGACAAAUAUCUGCAGAUUGGAGAUGCUCUUAGAGAGCUGGCAGCAACCACCCUUUCACUAAGGAGCAGUCUUCAAUCUACAAGACAGCCCGCUCCAUUUCAGAGGCUCUUGAUCAGAGAACCAUGCGAAAUGGUUGGAACAUCACUAGCAUGGACGCUAAGAGAGCUCGGGGAGAGCAUCAAGAAAAUGAGAAGAUGCCGGCCAGGAGCCUUGGCGGUAGCAAAGCUGCAGUCUGUGAGACUAGAGCUGAGCCUGGCAGUAUCUGCUUCCAAGCUUGGAGAACUAGAGAAUGGAGAUGAACUUGCAGUUGCUAACCUAGUGUUCCUGCUAGGCGAAAUUGCAGAAAAAGUGGAAGCACUAGCAAAAGAAGUUGAGGACCUUGGAGAGCUUGCCAGUUUUCAUGCCAAAUAGCCCAGCUAUUUUCAAAUAUGAGCAUAUGUAUAAAUACACAUAAAUACAUAAAUAUACAUAUAUAUAUAUAUAUAUAUACACGUAUAUGUGUAUAUAUGUAUGUGUUUAUCUAUAUGCAUAUGCAUAUGUAUACCCACAAAUGCCAAUUUUCAGCUUGGCGUGAUCUAUAGACAUAUGUUUAUAUUA